AUGGCAGCACCUACUGUAAAAUUGAACAACGGAAGGGAAAUACCUGUGUUCGGAUUAGGAACGUGGAAGUCGAAACCUGGCGAGGUGACUCAAGCGGUAAAAGACGCCAUCGACGCCGGUUAUCGGCACAUCGAUUGCGCCCAUUAUUACGAAAAUGAGGCCGAAGUCGGCGUUGCCAUUAGAGAUAAAAUCUCCAGCGGCGUGGUCAAGCGAGAAGAUUUGUUCGUCACCAGCAAACUGUGGAGCACCUUCCUGCGACCCGAUCUGGUCGAAGGCAGCCUGAGAACGUCCUUGAAGAACUUGGGCCUGGAGUAUUUGGACUUGUAUUUGAUCCACUGGCCUUGCGCUUUGAAGGAAGGAGGAGCGUUUUUGCCCAAACGUCCCGAUCAUGAAGUUUUAUCCAUCUUCAGCGACGUCGAUUACGUAGACACUUGGAAGGCGAUGGAAGACGUAGCGAAAAAAGGCUUAGCCAAAUCGAUCGGUGUAUCCAAUUUCAGCAAAAGACAAUUAGAAAGGAUCCUAGAAAUCGCCACCAUAAAGCCAGUCAACAACCAGAUAGAGUGCCAUCCUUACUUGAACCAGAAGAAGCUGAUAGCCUUCUGUAAAUCCAAAAACAUCGCAGUGACUGCCUACAGUCCGCUAGGUUCGCCUGACAGGCCGUGGGCCAAACCAGGCGAUCCCAUCCUAACUGAGGACCCCAAAAUCAAACAAAUCGCCGCCAAGUACAAGAAAUCCAGCGCCCAAGUCAUCCUCAGAUACUUGCUGCAAAAUGGUGUCAUUCCCAUUCCCAAGUCCGUUAACAAGGAUAGAAUCAAGCAGAACAUAAACAUCUUCGAUUUCGAUUUGUCCACUGAAGAUGUCGCCACGAUGGAUACCUUCGAUUGUAACGGAAGAGUUUGUUGGUUUGUUGAGGCCGUUGGACACCCUCACUAUCCUUUCAACGACGAGUACUAA
This is a messenger RNA of Phyllotreta striolata, 954 nucleotides long. Lineage: Eukaryota; Metazoa; Arthropoda; Insecta; Coleoptera; Chrysomelidae. The record is from the annotation of a GenBank genome assembly.